ACCCCAGAACAGCUCCUGUCGUCCCGUUCGCCAUCCUCUCCUAUUGUUUCUCUCCUCUUCUCGCCAAACCGUCGCGAAGGAUAGCAUUCGCCCAAAUCCGUCCACAGUUGGGCUCCUCCUCGCGAUCCAAAUCCUCCCUUCUCCAUCGAUCCCUCUAGAUUUGCCUCCGAUCGAUCGUUCCACCCGGCUUCCGUCGUCCGCCGCGGACGUGGUUGCCGGAACUAGGGUUUCCUCCCGUCUGUCCACCAGGGAAUUCCUUCCUUGGCGUCUUUCGAUUUAAGGUUUGGUUGAUCUGUGAUUCUCAAGCGAGCGGAAAUUGACGGUCCGUGACGGCGGAGGGAUCGGAGAAGAUGCAAGGCCAUGCAGUGGCGGGAAGAUGAGAGGAAAGUUCGGCGGCUCGUGCAGUUGUGUUCAUCGUCUGGUGUUAUAGAAUAUGCUGUGGAAGUUGUUAUCUCCGGUCGCAGAUGCAUUUGGCGUUCGUUCCUAAAGGAUUGAUGGAAAACACAUGUUGGUGAAUGUGCUCUUUUUCUGGCUGGAAUUGCUCCACCUUUCAUUGGAAUCAUUCAGGGUUUAACAAGAGGGAAAUAAGAUUCUCUCAAUUUGUGUGUUAAUUGGAUUGACCUUGUGAUUAGACUUUUCAAAAGUAUUUUGCUUGAACACUGCCAUAUAUGAAGUAUUUUGAUCCUUGCACACGGAUAUGAUUACUUCUGCCUUGUUGCUUCAUCGUGUAAGCUUGCAUUUUUCAAACAUUUGUGUGUAGGAGAGUAUGAUGUUUUCAACAAAUGUUUGUGGUGGUUAACCGAUCAGGAUUAUUAUAAUCAACAUCAGGAAGAAGUUGUUGAAGCUUGAGCACGACUCAGGUAGAAAUGCAUGGAGCAAUUCAAUCAGGUGGGCAUUCACAAAAGGCUCUGAACGCUACGGCAAGCAGCCAACAAUUAAAAUCUGGUUCAGAUAAUGUACAAAGUAGUGGCAACUCUCCUUCUCAGGUCAAGGGAAAGAGAAGAUCUAGGAAUGAUCAAGGAGUGGAACCAAUCAAGGGUGACCAGGGCAUCGAAGUCAAAAGAGACCACAAUAUGGAGGCAAACAAGCGGGAGCAUUUGUCUAAAGUCAGUGAUGGAGGUUUUGUUACCUUUAAGUUUGAAAACAUUAGGACAGAAAUUAACAAAAUAACUGAUAAAGGUGGGCUUAUAAGCACUGAAGGGGUUGAGAAUUUGGUCAGCUUAAUGCAACUAGAUGUAACGGAGAAGAAAAUUGAUUUAGCUAGUCGGAUAAUGCUUGCUGAUGUCAUUGCAGCCACAGAAAAAUCUGAUUUCCUUAUUAAGUUUGUUCAGCUCAGAGGAGUGCCUGUGCUGGAUGAUUGGCUCCAGGCAGUGCACAAAGGAAAGACUGAUAGUGGAAGUAGUCCUCAUGAGAGUGAAAAAUUAGUUGAGGACUUCCUCUUGUCUUUGCUUCGUGCCCUUGAAAAAUUGCCUAUAAACCUAAAUGCUUUGCAGAUUUGUAAUAUUGGUAAGUCGGUAAACAAUUUGCGCAGUCAUAAAAACAUGGAGAUCCAGAAGAGAGCUAGGGGUCUUGUUGACACUUGGAAGAAACGAGUUGAUGCAGAAAUGUCAAAAAUAAGUGAUGGAAAAUUUGUUGGAUCUGGCCAACCAGCUUCAUUUCCAGUGAAGCCAGGGCAUUCUGAUGUUAGUCAAGCAGGACAUAAGCGCACUGGAUCAACUGAUGCUGCUGCCAAAAUUUCUCUCACUCGGCCAUCAGCUGCUAAGGUUUUACCUAGUAAACAUGGGACUACCGAUUCUAAUAAGAAGCCAAUUGCACCAGCACCUCUCGUGGCUAGCUCAAAGGAUCCACAUUGCAAAGCAGCUAUGGGCAGUGGUGGUUCAGUAGUGUCACCUCCAGCAGUUAAAGAGGAGAAGCCCAGUACUUCCAGUCAACCUCAGAGCAAUAGCCACUCCUGUUCUGGUGAUCAAGUGAAACCAAUUGCUUCUUCAUGGAAGGAAGAAGUAAUGAGUUCAGUAGCUGGAUCAGGGAACGCUAGCAAGUUAGCUGGCUCUACAAACCGCAGUCAUAGGUCAAGCAAUGGGCUUCAUGUAGCUAAUGUAUCUGUAAAUCAUAAGGAAACUCAUUCUGGUAGGUCUGGAUCAGUCAACAAGGUUAUGACAGCACAAAAAACAUCACAAUGCGAAAAGACACCUGAUAUCCCUGUUGGUGAUCAUGGAGGUAGCUGUAGGUUGAUUGCUGGGCUUCCCAAUGCUAGCCAAAGCCCAGGAAAGAGUGACAGUGGAGGCUUUCUUGAGGAUGAAUCGAUUAUGGGUGGCAAAUCGUCAUUUGUAGGUAUUCCAGACAAAAGAGAUCUGAAUGAUGGCAGAAUGAAAUUGAAGAAUGAUGUUCCUUUGUCUCAUACCGUAGAUGCUACUGAUACAGAAUUAUGCCAGGGCAAUGAUGUAAAAGAAGGAUUUGGUGGAAUUGCAGAAAAUAGAAGAAAUGUUGAGGUAACUGAAAAACUUGCAGAUCCUGCUAAAACUGCCUUGUUGUCUGGGAAUGAAAAUGGAGCUUGCUUGACUGAACCAAGGACAAGUUCUUCCAAUUCUAUGAUUGCCUUGGUAGAAAGCUGUGCCAAAUAUUCUGAAGCUGUCAGUCCCUUGGCUGUUGGAGAUGAUAUGGGCAUGAAUCUACUAGCUACUGUAGCCGCUGGGGAAAUUUCCAUUUCCAGGUCUAACAUAGUUACACCAACUGUUUCAGUUGGAACCCCAUCUGCAGUAGAGGAACAUAAUGAUGAUGCUAAAUUGGGAUUAUCUUGUGAUGUUGAUAUGGCCGAGAGAAAUGCUCUACAUGAAGAAUCUGCUAAUGCUAGCUUUGAGGAAGGGAAGAAAGUCAAUUAUGUGUUAGUUAAUGACAUGUUGCAGACUGAUAAUAAGCUUUUGCAGACUGAUAACAAGCUUUCUACUCAAUUGCAGACAACACAAUCUACUAUCACCCGUAUCAGCUCUCUUGAUAAUUUAGAUUCUAAGAACAUGGAGGUAAAACCUGGGGAAGAAAAAAUUGAUUUUCCAGAAGUGGAGGGUAGUGCUACCAUUGGAGUUGUUCCAAUUGAGGACAAACAAACUACCGAGGUUCAAGUUUCCAGCAUUUGUACUGAUAGUAAGCCUAACUUCACAAGCCCAAUGAAGAAUGAGAACACAUCUUUUGAACAUAAUUGUAAGAUUGAAGAUAACAACAAUAUCUGUAUUUCUGAUGUUAAAGCAGGUGAUAAGUGUGACAUAGAUGUCACUGAUUCUGCUUGGAAAUUAGAGACAAUGGGUGUUGAAGAGCAUAUGACAAAUAAAGUAGUGAAAAAAUUAUUAAGUAGUUCUAGCUCAACUAAAAACCUGCCAAAAUCUUCAUCAUCAGAUUCUGGAAUGUCAUUGCCUGCUGUCAGUAUUACUCCUAUAGUUAUUGAUGAGUCUAAGGUCAUGAAAUCCAAUAGCACAGAAAUCACUCUGCUGGAAUUGUCCAGUGAAGCAAAGGAGAUGUGUACUCCCCCUCCUAGCACUGAUGAGCUUGUAGUAUCAGCUGUUAUUUCUCAUGACACUGCUGAGAUUGUUGGAAAUCUUAAGGAGGCUAAUAAGAGUGGCUCAGUUGAAUCAUCAGGAAUUCAAGAAGUGCUAUCUUCUAAAAUCAGGGAAACUGUGAAUUCUGCAAAGUCUUCUAGGUCAUCUGGAUUUGAGGAAGUGGGAGAGGAGGGCCAUGCAUUAUCUGCAGAUCACUGUGCGUCAGUUCUUGCUGAACAAAUUGUUGCCACUAGACUUGAACUUGAUUUGAAUGAAGGCAUUCCUGUGGAUGAAGGAAAUCAAGGGCAAUCAAUUAUCUCUUCUACAAUGUGCCCCUCUUCAGUUCAUAUACCGCCUUGCCAAUCUCCUUUUUCAAAUCCCAUCUCAACUGAUUUACCAGCUUCAGUUACUGUAGCUUCUCCCGCAAAAGGGCCUUUUAUUCCACCUGAAAUUUUGUUGAAGGCCAAGGGUGAGCAUGUAUGGAAAGGUUCACCAGCUACUAGUGCAUUCCGGCCAGCUGAGCCACGGAUGAUUUCUAAUAUUCUUGAUAUCCCAUCAUCGUCAGAUGGCACUGGAAAGAAGAUCCAUCCUCUACUAGAUAUUGACCUUAACAUAGCUGAUGAGGAUGUUGAGGACAUGACUUCUCAGAGUUCUAUGCAGAUGGCAUGUACAACUAUUGCUAAUGAUUUACCUACAAAAAUUGCUGGUGGAGUAGAUCUUGAUUUAAACAGAGUUGAUGAUAAUGUGGAGAAUGGUCAGUUCUUGGCAAGCACUAGUUGUAGAUUGGAGGUGCCACUUUUGCCCAUGCAAUCUGCAACGGUAGGACUCCCUGUUGGUAAAGCAAAUGUACUUCGGAACUUUGAUCUGAAUGACAGACCAGGUAUUGAUGAAGCUGGUAUAGAAAUACAACCCAGAAGCCAACAAGCAAAUUAUGCAAAUAUCUUACCAAGCUUAGCUCCAGUUACCGGUCAUAGAACAAAUAAUCUGGAAUCUGAGUAUGCCUCAUCCUCUUUCCGUCCUAACCCUUUUCCAGUUGUCAUUCCGUCUUUUUAUCCUGAUAGAGGAGAGCAAUCUAAUCCAGUAGUUGCAGGGGUAGGACCCCAGAGGAUCCCGGGAUCAUUAAGUGGCAAUAACCUAGAUAUUUAUCGGGCUCCUGCAUUUUCAUCAUCUCCAGCCAUGGUGAUUUCUCCAGUUGCACCUUUUCCUUAUGCAAACUUGUCCUUUCCUUCCUCUUUGUCACUUGCUCCAGCAUCUUUCUCUGGUGGCUCAACACCUUAUGUUGAUUCUGCUAGUGGAGGUGGUUCAUGUUUCCCUGCUUAUCCUUCACUACUUGUUGGUCCUCCUGGUGCUGUUUCAUCAUCUCAUUAUCCAAGGCCUUACAUGAUAAGUUUUCCCGAAGGUGGUACUAGUAAUUUGGGUAGACAAGGCUUUGAUUUGAAUACUGGUCCAGCAAGUGCAUAUCUGGAAGGAAAAGAGGAGAAUCUGGCUUCAUCUUCAAGAUAUCUUUUACCUGCUACUUCUCAGGUUUUCAUGGAGGAUCAGACCAGAAUGUAUGGUGUUCCUGGUGUCGGUUCGAAGAGGAAAGAGCCUGAAGGCAGUUGGGAUGCUGAAAGACACUCCGAAAGAUCUUCUAAGCAAUUAUCCUGGAAGUAAGAAGAUGAAGCAGCAGCUUCAUCUGUACCUUGAUGUCUGGUUAUACACAAACAGAAGCUCACAUCCUAUUGUGAAUGACUUGGGGAUCUUUCUGAGGUGAUCCAGAACUUGCUGUAAUUCCUGUAAAUUUCACUCACCAUUUUUCAUCUCCUCUGAGGAUGUUUCCUUAACAUUUUUUAGGGUUUUCAGGUAAGUUUGCUGUUUUUUAUUGGAAAGAUAAUAAAGCAGGCCUUUUAUAGAAUGUAUCCAAUAGAAUUGAUGCACUCUUAAGUUUAUUAUUAUUCCUCAUAUGUGCCAAUGCUACUGUAAGUGCAUUUGAUCUUUCAUCUACGAGAGCUGUCACCGGUAUCAUCUUCUACUUUU
This is a messenger RNA of Zingiber officinale, 5543 nucleotides long. RefSeq lists its product as uncharacterized. Lineage: Eukaryota; Viridiplantae; Streptophyta; Magnoliopsida; Zingiberales; Zingiberaceae. The record is from RefSeq and is a predicted model, not a curated record. Gene Ontology annotation, cellular component: nucleus. The coding region runs from base 867 to 5180 and encodes 1437 amino acids. The transcript is spliced from 4 exons.